Molecule: messenger RNA, 1017 nt
Organism: Lachancea mirantina
Lineage: Eukaryota; Fungi; Ascomycota; Saccharomycetes; Saccharomycetales; Saccharomycetaceae
Source: the annotation of a GenBank genome assembly
AUGAUCAGAACAAUAAAACCUAAGAACAAUAGAGCUAAGCGUGCUCUCGAUAAAAAGGAAUCUAAGCUUGUGGAAAACGUAAAGCAAGCUUUAUUCAUUCCGGGAAAGACGUCGAACAAGCUUCUCCAUGAUGCCAUGGUCGAUUUGAGCGCCUUGAAAAAGCCCGAUAUCAAGAGAUUCACAAAGAAAAAUGGUAUUCUUCCGUUCGAAGACGCUAGUCAAUUGGAGUUUUUCAGUGAAAAGAACGAUUGCUCAUUGAUGGUACUCGCUACAAGCUCCAAGAAGCGGAAAAACAAUUUGACGUUUGUGAGGACUUUUGGCUAUAAGGUUUACGACAUGAUAGAGCUUCAAAUUGCGGAGAAUUACAAGUUGUUAUCGGAUUUCAGAAAACAGACGUUUACUCUCGGUGCGAAACCUCUUUUCUCAUUCCAGGGCUCCGCGUUCGACUCGCAUCCAGUUUACCAGCAGAUAAAAUCGCUGUUUCUAGAUUUCUUCAGAGGCGACGUCACAGACCUUCAGGACGUAGCUGGACUACAGCAUGUCAUUUCUCUAACGAUACAGGGUGAUUUUCAGGAUGGUGACCCACUUCCAAACGUGCUAUUCAGAGUCUACCGCCUCAAAACGUAUCGGAGCGAACAAGGCGGUAAGAAGUUGCCUCGUGUUGAGCUAGAAGAGAGUGGUCCAAGAUUCGAUUUCAAAAUUGGACGUAUUCAUAUGCCGUCACCUGAAAUGGCCAAAGAAGCGCACAAGAGGGCGAAACAACUUGAAGUUAAGACCGUCAAGAACAUUGAAAGAGAUUCUCUUGGUGACAAAAUCGGUACUAUCCACGUUGGCAAACAAGAUCUCGGUAAACUUCAAACCCGUAAACUCAAAGGUCUUAAGAGCAAAUUCGAUCAGAACGGCGCAGAUUCUGAAACUGAAAAUUACAUUAAUGAAGAUGAGAGCUACGGUGAAGAUUUUGUAACGGCUACAGACAUCGAGGUCGCGCCUCCAGCCAAGCGUUCCAAAAAGGCCUAG